AUGCAUCACGCAGCAGCCAUGCCCCUAUUUUCUUCCCUCCUCCUGCUUGCGGGACUGGCCGCUGCCGCUCCGGUGGUGAACCUGGACGACAAGUGCGAGUCGCAGACUAUCUGCGUUGAUGCUAUCAACACCUGCGGGAUCAAAUACGGCGGUUGUUACGACGUCUGUGACCUCUCAGCCAAACCCGUCGCGCCGCCCUGCCCGACGACCACUAAGAAGCCUCCCGUCCCUACCACCACCAAGGUUAUCACCAAAGUAACCACCCUCAAGCCGAAGCCGACCACCACUCAGAAGACCACCAAAAAGCCCACUCCCACGACAACCAAGAAGACCACCAAGAAGCCCACCCACAAGCCAACUACCAAGAAGCCCACCCCAACACCGACCAAGAAACCUACACCCAAACCAACCAGCACCAAGAAACCCCAUCCCACAACCACCAAGAAGCCCACUGUCAAGCCCCCAGUUAACCCCGACCCCGACCAAAAACUUCACCACCUCUACCACCAAAGCUGCCAGCUGCAACAACCCACGUCUCGGUCUGCUGGGGACGGUAUCAACGAGUGCGGUAUUAUGUACGGCGGGUAA
This is a messenger RNA of Chaetomium globosum CBS 148.51, 588 nucleotides long. RefSeq lists its product as uncharacterized. Lineage: Eukaryota; Fungi; Ascomycota; Sordariomycetes; Sordariales; Chaetomiaceae. The transcript is spliced from 2 exons. The record is from RefSeq and is a predicted model, not a curated record. The coding region runs from base 1 to 588 and encodes 195 amino acids.